GUUCCCGCCCGGAACUUUAUUCACGUAGUGCCACACAUGCACAUGUGUAAACAAGGAGCUGGGUGACUUCUAUAAGAAAAAACGUGAUUAUAGAUGAUGUGGUGGCAGUAAACUCAUGUCACAGUUUAUAGAAAAUUAAUAAACAUUAAAACAGAGCUUCAAACGUAAUUUUGAGCCAGAAUGGCGCAACAGGACAGCGACGAUGACAUGGACGAGUUUUAUGAAAAAUUCAAGGGAUAUAAAAAUCGUUUCAAUGAAGACACCUGGGAAGAGGAGUUUGAUAAAAUACCUAUGUUCAUGAAAAAAGCCCCCGACGUGAUCGACCCAAAAGUGCAUCCAGAGCUAGCUUGUAUCCAGGCCAUGGUCCAUGAUGAAGAUCGAACCCCAGAAGAGCAAGCAAAGAGCCUGAAAGAUGAGGGAAAUGAGUUUUUCAAGGAGAAGAACUACGAGAAGGCCUUAGUGUGUUACACAGCAGGUUUGAGGAAGAAGUGUGGAGACCAGGACCUUGACACUGUCCUCCUCACCAACCGGGCGGCGGCACACUUCCACCUGCGUAACAUGCGCUCUGCGUUGAACGAUGCUGCAGCUGCAAAGAAGAUCAAACCAGACCACCUCAAAGCUUUAAUUAGAGGUGCUCAGAGUUGUAUAGAGCUGCGUAUCUUUGCAGAGGCCAUCCAGUGGUGUGAUGAGGGGCUCAAAGCUCACCCCACUGACAAGAAGCUGCAGGAGCUGAGAGCAGCAGCAGAUAAACACAAGAGAGCAGCAGACAGAGAUGCCAGGAAGGCCAAAAUUAAAGAGAAAAAGCUGCAGGGUGAGAAAGAAGCUCUUCUGGCUGCUAUUAAGGACCGAGGCAUCAAGCUCCUCCAGUCUGCGAAGCCUCAUCAGUGUGUCUCAGAAAGCGAGGAUGAGGAUAAAGGCUCCUCAGCAGGGAUUUCACAGCUGAGCCUGGACGGCCUCGGCUCUCAGGAGGCCACGGGGGCGCAGGUCUUCCUGGACGAGCAGGGCUCUCUGCACUGGCCCGUUCUCUUCCUCUAUCCUGAACACCAGCAGACUGAUUUCAUCUCUGCUUUCUGCGAGAACAGCUGUUUCAUAGAUCACCUGGCGGUCAUGUUUGGAGAGGAACUCCCACCUUGGGACGCAGACAGGAAGUACCACCCACAGAAUCUGCAGCUGUACUUUGAAGAUGCAGAGAAGGAGACAUUCUACCAAGUAAACGCAGAGACGUCACUUUUGAAAGUGUUGCAGCAUAAAAGGUUUUUCGUCAAGGCAGGCUCUCCCAGUUUCAUCGUUCUGGUGAAGGGCUCGUCAUUCUGGAAGCAGUUUUUAAAAGGAAAGAAAAUACGAGGAUUGUAAAAACACUGGCCUUCAAAUAUUGGGACUUUCAUACGACGGAAUUCUCUUCUUAAUCCCAGAGGACUGACUUUGCCCCUGAAAAACACAUGAUGGCAGAAAGGACUCAUUAUUUGACACCAAAUAUCAAACCUGCAUUAUUUGUUUUCCUGUCUAUACAAAUAUGAACUGUACAUGUUGAAAACUGGCUUCAGAUUUUUUUUCAAUUGGUAAGACAAAUGAAUGACAAACUAAAUAACCAAAAAUGUAAUAGAUAUGUACAAGUGCUUGUCAGUAAAAA
Molecule: messenger RNA, 1630 nt
Organism: Centropristis striata (black sea bass)
Lineage: Eukaryota; Metazoa; Chordata; Actinopteri; Perciformes; Serranidae
Gene: ttc4
Product: tetratricopeptide repeat domain 4
Exons: 10
Coding region: 181-1353 (390 amino acids)
Molecular function (GO): Hsp90 protein binding
Source: RefSeq, a predicted model, not a curated record